This is a messenger RNA of Panthera uncia (snow leopard), 4460 nucleotides long. It is a transcript of the gene ZHX3, whose product is annotated as zinc fingers and homeoboxes 3. The coding region runs from base 1334 to 4204 and encodes 956 amino acids. Gene Ontology annotation, cellular component: nucleus. The transcript is spliced from 5 exons. The record is from RefSeq and is a predicted model, not a curated record. Lineage: Eukaryota; Metazoa; Chordata; Mammalia; Carnivora; Felidae. Gene Ontology annotation, molecular function: DNA binding; DNA-binding transcription factor activity, RNA polymerase II-specific. Gene Ontology annotation, biological process: regulation of transcription by RNA polymerase II.
AAAAAUCAUAAUGAGGUACUACUUCAUGCCUACAAGAAUGGCUAUCAUCAAAGCAAACAAACAGAAAAGAAGUGUUGGUGAGGAUGUGGAAAAAUUGGAACUCUCCUGCUUCACUGGUGAGAAUGUAAAAUGAUGUAGCUACUGUGAAAAACAGUUUGGUGAUUCCUUAAAAAGUUGAAUAUAGAAUUACCAUAUGACCCAGUGAUUCUGCUUCUAGGUAUAUACCGCAAAUAAUUGAAGAUAUAUAGUCAAACGAAUACUUGUACACAAGUGUUCAUCACAGCAAUAUUCACAGUAGGUAGAAGGUGAAAACAAUUCAAAUGUCCAUCAAUGGAUGAAUGAACAAAAUGUGAUCUAUCCAUACAAUGGGAUAUUUUUCAGUCAUAAAAGGAAUGAAGUAAUGAUAUUUGCUACAACAUGGAAGAACCUCAAAACAUCAUGCUAAGUAAAAGAAGGCAGACACAAAAGGUCACAUACCCAGAAUAGGUAAAUCCAUAGAGACAUAAGGCCUGUUAGUGGUUGGCCAGCCUGGAGCAGGGGGAUGGUAGUGACUAUUUAAUGAGUACGAGGUUUCAUAUUGGGGUGACUAACAAGGUUUGGAACUAGGUAGAGGUGAAAGUUGCACGAUAUUGUGAAUAUACUAAAUGUCACUGAAUUGUACACUUUAAAAUGGUUGAUUUCAUGUUAUGUGAAUUUUUAAAAAUUAUGUCAUAUAGUUUUUAUGAUCUCAUAAAUAACUGUGGCUUUGCUGUCAUAGUUACCUUGUGACUGUUGGAACCCAUGUGCUUUGCAGCGUUUGUAUGUUGGGAAAGUUCUUUCCAACUGUGGGCAAGAAAACUCAAAGAUGGAUGAUCCCAAGGCUGAAUUGCAGCUGCCCAAGCAACAAGUGGACCUUUAAAGAUGCAUACAGGGCUGCAAGAGAUGAAGGGAGAAAGUGGAGAGACCAAUGAAGGGAGGAAAAAGCAUGUUUCCUGGCAUAGCGGUGGCGCCAUCGGUGCAAAUUGAUCCUCUUGUGUGUGGUGUUAUCUUAGACUGCAGAAGUCUCUUCAGAUGGAACCUAUUGAUUCAGUUCGGAGCUUCUGGCAGUGGUUCACAGCACCAGCCACUGAUCCCCACUGCUGGGAUCACUUGACUCAUGCUGAACAGUGAUCCUGAAAGGUUUAAUAGGAAAAACUUGCCUUCUGCAAACAACUGAAAAAACUGCCCUCAGAAACCGUUUCUUUGGCCCUCAUGGAGCAGCCGGAACUUCCACAGUGAGGCCCUGGACAGGACAAGCUCUCUCUCCUGCCACCCGCCCCCCCCCCGACCCCGAUCAGCCAGAGCGGUGGUCGCCAUGGCCAGCAAGAGGAAAUCCACCACUCCGUGUAUGAUCCCGGUGAAGGCGGUGGUGCUGCAGGAGACCGGUGUGGAGGCCCAGCCGGCUGAGGCCUUGCCUGAGGGGCCCCAGCAAGAGCCGCCCCCUGAAGUGCCCGCCGGGGGCAGUGGGGAGGUGACCCAGACGCCCAGCAGUACCGAUGGCACCACACUGGCCAAUGGGCACCGGAGCACUUUAGACGGCUAUUCCUAUUCCUGCAGAUACUGUGACUUCAGAUCCCAGGACAUAACCCAAUUUGUGGGGCACAUGAACUCAGAGCACACAGACUUUAACAAGGACCCAACUUUUGUAUGCACUGAAUGCAGUUUUCUGGCAAAAACUCCUGAGGGGCUUUCUCUGCACAACGCCAAGUGUCACUCGGGGGAAGCCAGCUUUGUGUGGAAUGUGGCCAAGCCAGACAAUCAUGUAGUCGUGGAGCAGAGUGUCCCCGAGAGCACCUGCACUCCCGACGUCUCGAGUGAGCCCAACACCGAAGGGACUGACGGACAGGCCGAAAUCAUUAUUACCAAAACCCCAAUCAUGAAGAUAAUGAAAGGCAAAGCUGAAGCCAAAAAAAUUCAUACGCUCAAGGAGAACAUCCCCAGUCAGCCUGUCGGUGACGCGGCCUUACCAAACCUGUCGGCAGGGGAGACCGAGGCGAAGGAGGGGGACCACUCCUUUGUCGACGGGGCGGUCCCGGUCGGUCAGCCAGCCGCCGGCUCGGCGAAAGCGCCACACGUGGCCAACGGGCCCCCGAUGGGAGCGGUGCCAGUCCUGCCAGCCGGCCUCGCCCAGUUCCUCCCCCUGCAGCAGCCACCCCCCGGGCGCACCCAGCACCACCACCAGCCGCCGCCCACAUCCAAGUCCCUCCCCAAGGUGAUGAUCCCCCUGAGCAGCAUCCCCACCUACAACGCGGCCAUGGACUCCAACAGCUUUCUGAAGAACUCGUUCCACAAGUUCCCCUACCCGACCAAAGCUGAGCUCUGCUAUCUGACUGUGGUCACCAAGUAUCCGGAGGAACAGCUCAAGAUCUGGUUCACGGCCCAAAGGCUGAAGCAGGGCAUCAGCUGGUCCCCUGAGGAGAUCGAGGACGCCCGGAAGAAGAUGUUCAAUACGGUCAUUCAGUCUGUGCCCCAGCCCACGAUCACCGUCCUCAACACGCCCCUGGUCGCCAAUGCCGGCGGCGUCCAACACCUCAUCCAGGCCGCCCUCCCAGGCCACGUGGUGGGGCAGCCAGAGGGCACGGCAGGUGGCCUGCUGGUCACUCAGCCGCUGAUGGCCAACGGGCUGCAGGCGCCUGGCUCGUCCCUGCCGCCGGCAGUCACGUCCGUCCCCAAGCCGCCCGCCGUGGCGCCCAUCAACACGGUGUGCUCCAACACGACGUCAGCUGUGAAGGUGGUGAACGCGGCUCAGUCGCUGCUCACGGCGUGCCCCAGCAUCACCUCCCAGGCCUUCCUCGACGCCAGCAUCUACAAAAACAAGAAGUCUCAUGAGCAGCUGUCGGCUCUGAAAGGAAGCUUCUGUCGGAACCAGUUCCCGGGCCAGAGCGAGGUGGAGCAUCUGACCAAAGUGACGGGCCUCAGCACCAGAGAGGUGCGUAAGUGGUUCAGCGACCGCAGGUACCACUGCCGGAACCUGAAGGGCUCCAGGCCCGUGCUGCCCGGCGACCAUGGCCCCGUCGUCCUCGAGCCCGGGCCAGACACGCCCUUCGCCCCAGCGGCCAAGGCCCCGGAGGGGCCCUGCGUCCCACCGGCGGCCACCCUGGCCGCCCCUCCUUCAGCCAGACGGCAGGCCUGGCACCAGACCCCCGACUUCACGCCGACCAGGUACAAGGAGCGAGCCCCCGAGCAGCUCCGAGCCCUGGAGAGCAGUUUUGCACAAAACCCCCUUCCUCCCGAUGAGGAGCUGGACCGCCUGCGGACUGAAACCAAGAUGACUCGGAGGGAGAUCGACAGCUGGUUCUCGGAGAGACGCAAGAAAGUGAGCGCCGAGGACACCAAGAGGGCCGAUGAGGGCGCCGCUCCGGAGGAGGCGGCGGCGGCUGCGGAGGACGAGGUGGGAGAAGAGGAGCUGGCUGGCGACCUGAGGGUCCCUGGCGGAGACGGCUCCCCAGAAGGAGCCGGUGGCCACACGCUGGCCGAGCGCAAGGUCAGCCCCAUCAAGAUCAACCUCAAGAACCUGCGAGUCACCGAAGCCAACGGCAAGGGCGAGCUCCCGGGGCUGGGCGCCUGCGAGCCCGGGGACGGCGGGCCCGGCGAGCCGGCCGAGCAGCCCCCGGGCAAGGCGAGCUGCAAGAAGACGGCCCAGCAGCGGCACCUGCUGCGGCAGCUCUUCGUGCAGACGCGGUGGCCCAGCAACCAGGACUACGACUCCAUCAUGGCACAGACCGGCCUGCCGCGGCCCGAGGUGGUGCGCUGGUUCGGGGACAGCAGGUACGCCCUGAAAAACGGCCAGCUCAAGUGGUACGAGGACUACAAGCGGGGCAACUUCCCCCCGGGGCUGCUGGCGGUCGCCCCUGGCAGCCGGGAGCUGCUGCAGGACUACUACCUGAGGCACCAGACACUGUUCGAGCGGGACCUGCAGAGCCUGUGCGACAAGACCCAGAUGAGCUCCCAGCAGGUCAAGCAGUGGUUCGCUGAGAAGAUGGGCGAGGAGACCCGGGCCGUGGCGGACACGGGCGGCGAGGACCAGGGCGCCAGUGAGCCCGCGGCGGCUCACAGAGGGACUGGUGACGGGUACUCGGAGGUGUCCGAGAACAGUGAGUCGUGGGAGCCCGGAGCCCCCGAGGCCAGCUCGGAGCCCUCUGACGCGCCGAGUCCCCAGGCUGCACUGGAGCUGGAAACGGACUGAAUUUGAACUGAUUACACUGAAGGACUGGCCAGUCUGGGAUGCCGCCUGCCACGUGAAGGGGCUCCACCCGACUCUCCGCUGCCACAUGCUGUUCCCACGCCCGCCGCUGGGCACACACGAGAGCUUCUGGAGGCGUCGCUGCCAGCCCGGAGCCCACUGCCACCUUGGGCCCGCCACCACCAAGAGAGCCAGCCAGCGGGGAUCGCAGAGUCCUCGUCAGUUCUUCCUCCCACAAUGUAGGACCUUUCCUUUGCCU